Molecule: messenger RNA, 4148 nt
Organism: Doryrhamphus excisus (bluestripe pipefish)
Lineage: Eukaryota; Metazoa; Chordata; Actinopteri; Syngnathiformes; Syngnathidae
Gene: eml1
Product: EMAP like 1
Biological process (GO): microtubule cytoskeleton organization
Cellular component (GO): mitotic spindle
Molecular function (GO): microtubule binding
Source: RefSeq, a predicted model, not a curated record
UUCUGCAGCAGCUGAUAAGACAGACGGAGAACAGAAUGAUAAUCGUGUUGAGACUGAGCUGCCGACCCUGGAAAUGUUCCGCUUGAACGUUUAGCUGCCAAAUGGAUGUGACGUGACGUAGGCUUGUUGUGGUGUCCUCAUGUGCCUCCCAAUCCCUUUUAGUGUGUAUAUUUCACAUUGUCUCUCAUCCUCCCUGUAGCAUCCCAUCAUCUAGCUUCAAUUCUCCUCUUCUAAUCUAAUGUAUCCUCUCAUCUCCCUUUCUUUCCUUCCUACCUUGUCCUUAACCACCAAGCAGAGGAGGAGCCAUCCCACAGGCCCCGCCCUCUGAGCUCUGACUCUCCUCUGCUGUGUGACAGUCGGAAGGUUGGGCUCUCCCCAGCACUAUCUGAACACACACACACACACACACACAUACGCACACGCACACGCAGCCUAUCACACACACACACCUAAGCACACAACCACGCAGCAACGCCUCUGCCUACUCAAACCCUCCUAAAGCAGUUUUUCUGCUGGAGAUCAUCGAGAAGAACAGCUGCCUCUGCUGAGGACAGACAAGAGGAACAGAGGGACGGGAGAAGAGGAGGAGGAGGAGGAAAAGAGGAAAAACACCAAAUGCCUCUUGAACUUCUGGGUCUGUGACUCCAGCAGUCCAUUUGCGUCCAGUGAGGGGAACGUUCUCUUGGUUUCUUUUCCUAUGUGACACAAGGUGGACAACGACGACAAAGAAGAAGAUAGAAGACCGAUCUGGAGUUCAAGCAACAUACUUGGGAGUGAAUGGGUUGCCAUGGUUACACACCCAGGGAGCCUGACCUGUGCAGAGUGAAUGGAGGGAGCACCCUGGACACCAAGUGACACGAUAAACUAAUCAAAAGGGAGUCACCGGAGAAAGAGGGGCCAGGCUAAGCAAAAUAAGUGGAACGUGGAGUCUCAGAAUGGAGGACGGCUUUUCCAGCUACAGCAGCUUGUAUGACACCUCGUCGCUGCUUCAGUUCUGCAAUGAUGAUAGUGCAUCUGCAUCCAGCAACAUGGAGGUCACCGACCGCAUUGCCUCCCUGGAGCAGAGGGUCCAGAUGCAGGAAGAUGAGAUCCAGUUGCUGAAGUCUGCUCUGGCCGACGUGGUCCGUAGGCUCAACCUAUCUGAGGAGCAGCAGGCCAUGAGCUCACGCCGAGGGCCCACUAAAGAGCCUACUUUGAUGAGAAAGUCUCCUUCAGCAGACAGCCAUGUUGGGAGGUCAGCCCGGCCAAUGAUUGCCACGUUGCCGUUACGACCCUCAGUGAACAACGGCACCAUUCUACCAAAGAAAGGCGGCGGCACUCUGCCCUCCCCAUCUGGAUCUGGAUCCAGGAAGGACACCAGCACCGCAUCCAGCAGAAGUUUGUCUCCUUUGUCUCUACCAACCAGAAUUCUUUCUCCACUGCUCAGCACCGUGAGGAGAGCCAACUCCAACGAGCAUGUGGGUUCCCUCACACGGAAAGAUUCUGGCGACUCCAAAGGCAACAGAACUCGCGCCGGAUCCACUGGAAGCAAUUCCAGUGGCAAAAGAAGUGACAGCAAGCAGAGGGACCCAGUGUUCAAUACAGGGAUGCGACGUGUGACCCACUGCAAAGAGGAAGGUUAUGUGAAAAUGUAUUUAAAGGGCCGCCCCAUCACCAUGUUCAUGCCCAAGGACCAAGUGGAAGGCUACUGUCUGGAGGCGAGAGCUGACCUUCCACUCAACAAGCUUAAACUGGACUGGGUAUACGGUUAUCGCGGUCGAGACUGCCGCUCAAAUCUUUACUUGUUGCCGACUGGCGAAACUGUGUAUUUCAUAGCCUCAGUGGUGGUCUUGUUCAAUGUGGAUGAGCGGCUGCAGAGACACUACACUGGACACACAGACGACAUCAAAUGUUUGGCAGUCCACCCAGAUAAAAUCACCAUAGCAACCGGACAGGUGGCUGGCACCUCCUCAGAGGGUAAAUUGGCUCCACAUAUUCGUGUAUGGGACUCUGUCAGCCUCAACACCCUCCAUGUUCUGGGGGCAGCUUACUUUGAGCGAGCCCUUGUUUGCCUGGCUUUUUCCAAGUCGAAUGGAGGAAACACGCUGUGCGUUGUCGAUGACUCGAGUGACCAUGUGUUAUCUGUUUGGGACUGGCAGCGAGAAGACAGACUGGCUGAGGUUAAGAGUUCCAACGAGACCGUCUUUGCUGCGGAUUUUCAUCCGACUGACAGCAACAUUCUGGUGACCUGCGGCAAGUCCCAUCUCCAUUUUUGGAGUUUGGAGAAAGGCAUCCUGGUCAAAAAACAAGGACUUUUUGAGAAACAGGAGAAGCCCAAGUUUGUUUUAUGUGUGACAUUUGCAGAAAAUGGAGACACCAUCACAGGAGACUCUAGUGGUAACAUCUUGGUGUGGGGUAAAGGCACUAAUCGCAUCAGUCAUGUCAUCCAAGGGGCUCACGAGGGCAGCAUCUUUGCCCUGUGCAUGCUGAGGAACGGGAUGCUGGUGUCUGGAGGUAAAGACUGCCGGCUCAUCUCUUGGGACAGCAGCUACCAGCAGAUCCAAACAUUGGAGGUGCCUGAAUUUUUUGGUCCCAUCCGGACUGUAGCAGAGGGCAGAGGAGAGACUGUUCUCCUCGGAACCACAAAGAAUUUUGUGUUACAAGGCACCUUAGAUGGAGAGUUUCUGCCUAUUACACAGGGUCAUACUGAUGAAUUGUGGGGUUUGGCCGUUCACCCGUGUAAGCCUCACUUUAUCACCUGUGGGUAUGACAGGCAAGUUUGUCUGUGGGACUCCAGUUCACAUCAGCUCAUCUGGAGUAAAAACAUGGACGACUCUGCCCAGUCAGCAGACUUCCAUCCAUCUGGAGCUGUGGUUGCCGUAGGAACCCAGACUGGCAGGUGGCUGGUACUGGACACUGACUCAAAGGAUUUAGUCACUGUGCACACAGAUGGAAAUGAACAAAUUUCUGUUAUGAGCUUUGGGCCAGAUGGUAACUUCUUAGCCAUCGGCUCUCAUGACAACUACAUUUACAUCUAUGCUGUGGCAGAAAAUGGCAGGAAGUACAGCAGAGUGGGGAAGUGCUCGGGUCACUCAAGUUUCAUCACCCACCUAGACUGGUCAGUGGACUCCCAGUACCUGGUGUCAAACUCAGGAGACUAUGAGAUACUGUACUGGAUCCCAUCCGUGUGUAAACAGGUGGUCAGCAUGGAGACCAUCAGAGAUAUUGAAUGGGCCACACACACCUGCACUCUUGGCUUUCAGGUUUUCGGUAUGUGGUCUGAUGGUUCGGACGGCACUGACAUCAAUGCUGCCAGCAGGUCCAAUAAUAAGAGCCUUCUCGCUACGGGGGAUGACUUUGGGAAGGUUCAUCUCUUCUCAUAUCCUUGUUCUCAGUUCAAGGCUCCCAGCCAUGUUUACGGAUGCCAUAGCAGUCACGUGACCAAUGUGACCUUCCUGUGUAACGACAGCUGCCUGGUGUCAACGGGAGGGAAGGACAUGAGUGUGAUGCAAUGGAGGAUAGUCUGAGUGACCAGACGAGAAGGUUGGAAAAACUUCCCUCUGACGCUGACUUUCAGCUGAAGCUGCACUACAAGAAGACUGAACCAAACUUCAAAUGAAAUGCCUAAAAUAUGGCUCUGGACUGAGGUGAAUUUAAAGACGUUUUCUUUAGCAGGUCUGCUUUCAGGUCCCUUGAUGAGGUGAACUGGUGAAGUGUUUUAGUGUUUCUCCUUUUUUUUCUUCAUUCAAUCACACUACAGAUAAAAAAAAACACUUAAACAAACCCUGACCUACACUGUAGCCCAUUCACACUAUAAGUGGAACAAAUGUAACAAAAAGAGCCAAAGGCUUACUCUUUUGGCAGAAAUUGUACAGUUCUUUGUGCCACAGCUUAGGAAUUGAAGGUUUCUUGGACUGAUGAUAAUCAAGCCAGAAGAGGGGUACUGUAUUGGAAUGUGAAGUAAUAAUUUCUAAACACUCAGGAAACCUCUGGAAUAGUACGAUUCCCCCUUUAUCAUGAAAUCAUGACAUAAAUAUGACACAUUCCCAUAAAACCUUUUACUGAAAUGCACAUAAUAUAUUGGCAAUUACAACCCAACCUUGUACAACAGGCAAUUAUGAUGAAUUAAUUGCAUGGUUGGUUGCGUUUCUUGAAAAAAAAAAACAAAA